AUGGCCCCUAAUUGUUUUUGUCUUACUCGUCAUGAGGAAAACGAAAUGCUUACCUCCGGUUCAAAUAUGAGGCAAAAAACGGCGUUUCGUUCCUUCAUAUUUAAUAUAAUAGGAAAAAGGAAGCACUCCCAGUCAGCAUCAUUGGCCGGAGAUGAUUGUCUCACUGAACUUGAAGCUACAACAUGUGAUAGGAAUCCUCCACUUAACAUUGCGUACCCGCAUCUUUGUCAAAAUUCUGUGGAAGCUUUUGAAAAAAAGCCCCGGCUUGGCAUUCUUUUUCCUUUGCACAGUCAGACUAUGCCACAACGGGUCGAAAGAACAGCAGCUAGAAACUCGAUGAAGUUGCCACUCACUCAACAGGAUGAUUGUCCGGGACUAUAUGGCAAUGUUGCACCAAGAGCUGAAGCCAGAGCGAAUUUAGAACCCAGGCAACCUAAUGUCUUUGCCAGAGGUUUCAAAGAUUUGGAGGGGAUUCAGCAGUUCGCGGCCGAGUUCCGGUCAUUCCGCUCAUCAAGUACACGAAACUUCAAAAUACGGAAACUUAAUCAAUAA
Messenger RNA from Dicrocoelium dendriticum, 552 nucleotides. Lineage: Eukaryota; Metazoa; Platyhelminthes; Trematoda; Plagiorchiida; Dicrocoeliidae. The record is from the annotation of a GenBank genome assembly.